UCGCUCCUUUGCUCUUCUUUCGUCAUGUAAUGGAUCGAUCGGAUUCGGUAUCUUACUUGGAUUCAUUGCCGGCCACAAGCCGCAGAUCUCCUCCAUCCAAGUUGAGCGGAGAAAAAAGGAGCACUUCGGAGCCCAAAGGCAGAUUGGAGACCUCCUGUAAGCGGAUCAAGACGCGGGAUCUGGAUUCGGUUUUGCGCUCUGAAGGGACCAAUACCAAUCCAUCAGAAUCUCUGAAGAUUAAAGAUGACACAGUUCAAGUUCAUUUCAGUAAGAAUGAGGAGAUUUCCCGAAGCACUGAAGCUCAGAACAUGCUUUCAGAUAGACUCGAAGAUGUAACAACAGGCCAGAAUGACCUCUUAGGGCCCGCUACUUGUUUGAGUCUGGGUAGCAUCAGCAACAAUCGCAGUUGUAGGGAUCCCAAAACAAAAUCGCGUCCCAUUGAUGGCUUCGGCUGCAAUGCAGCCUCAUCAGCAUAUGUUGGGGAUAAUAGCAAACCAUCUGUACCACGAAAACCAAACAAUGGCCUUGAUCUUAAUAUUACAACCUCAUCAGGCCUAGGUGUGGAUCUUAAUGGAGAAAACACUUCUAACCUGGUAGACCAACAAAACCCAUUUUAUCCUUAUAAAAGUUUGUGCAAGUUAAAACAUAGAGUGCCUUCAGAGUGUGGGAGCUCUACGGGUCCGUUGGAAGAGACUGAACCACUGAGAAUGUGGAAAGCUAUGAAACAGAACGGCUUCCUAUCAUAUUCACAUGGAGGCGUACCUCUACCAAAGCAGCGUGUUCAAUCAAGGAAGACUAAAGCUGACUCUUUCAAGAGAAAGAUGCAACACGCAAAGAGAGAACAGGUUAACAGGUUCACCAAAAUCGCAGCUCCUAGCGGGUUGCUCUCUGGGCUGAAUCCGGGAAUUAUAAACCAUGUGAGGAACAGUAAGCAGGUCCAUUCAAUAAUUGAGGCCUUGGUGAGAUCCGAAAAGCUUGAAAACCAAAAUCAAAAUAGGCCAGUGGGCCACUUGGGAAAAGGGAGUAAGGAUAUGGAAGACCGAGUGCCUUUGGAUGGGCCAUCUAUUCCUUCGAGUUCGGAGCAUAUAGGUGGGGUCAAUCAAUCACAUGUAGCAGAGAGAAGCAUUCGCUGUGAACCUUCUGUUGGUCCACCCUUCACCUCGGAAUGCAUGGAUGAUAUGCUCACACUGAAAUUAUCGCCGAUCAUCACUACGGCUUUGGAAAAUGCUAGCUGUUUGUGCAGUGAGGACUUCUCAGCAAACCAUGAAAGCAUCAGUUCCCUUUCUAUAAAAGCGGCAACUGUUGCUUCCCAAUGGCUGAAUCUUCUCCAUCAGGACAUCAGCGGACGUCUUGCAGCGCUCCGUCGUAGUAGGAAGAGAGUACUAGCCACUAUUACAACAGAAUUUCCUUCUCAAAUGCCAUACGAGUUCUUCUCAAGCCAAGAGAAUGAUCCAUGUUCUGCAAAAUCUCCCGGUGCUGAAUUUUCCAACAAUGCAGCUCCGGACAUGCAUAUGGCACGAUGGAGGGGCCUUUUUGAUCAAAUGGACAGAGCCCUCUCUGAAGAGGGGAAACAUCUCGAAAAUUGGUUGCGACAAGUCAAAGAAAUGCAAUUGCAUUGUGAGCGGGGUCUGCAAUUUGUCAACAUUCCAGUCACAAGUGGUCUCCAACGGCUAGGCUUAGCAGAAAAGGACUCCAGAUCAAAGAAACUAGAAACUUUGGAGAGGGAAUGUGCCGUCCGUGCAGCUGCUGCUUCGAUCUAUUCCACCUGCAAUCUGAUCACAGCGGCGGAGAACGUGUCCUGCUUCUGAUCAUCAUCAUCUCUGAUUCUUUCUUCUUUUAAUAAUCUUUUUACCUUUCUCCAUUCAAUCCCUUUUUAAUCUCUGUUGUGCAUUGAUAAGUUAAUGUCUAACAAAGCUCAGCUCUGUUUCUUUUUUCUUUUUCUUUUUUUAAUUCUAUGUACUAUUAUUGAAAGGUGUUAUGCUGUUGUUCUGUCAUUUAAAUCUUUAUAUAAAUCUGAAAUAAAUGACUUUUCAGUUG
Molecule: messenger RNA, 2037 nt
Organism: Magnolia sinica
Lineage: Eukaryota; Viridiplantae; Streptophyta; Magnoliopsida; Magnoliales; Magnoliaceae
Exons: 7
Coding region: 30-1808 (592 amino acids)
Source: RefSeq, a predicted model, not a curated record